Messenger RNA from Ostrinia nubilalis (European corn borer), 5193 nucleotides. RefSeq names its product titin homolog. NCBI's taxonomy places the organism in Eukaryota, Metazoa, Arthropoda, Insecta, Lepidoptera, Crambidae. The transcript is spliced from 21 exons. The coding region runs from base 136 to 5193 and encodes 1685 amino acids. The record is from RefSeq and is a predicted model, not a curated record. Gene Ontology annotation, molecular function: protein binding.
UUUAGUAAAAAAAUAAUGGUUGAUUGAUUGAUUGUCAAAAAAUAAAAAAAAUAUUAUUUUACUUCAUUUACCAAGCAUUACACGCCGAAAUGUGGAAAUUAGACUAAAAAUAAUUGAAUUUGAAUCAAUUCUAAAAUGGCUUCUGGUAGGCCAAGAGUGUCGGCCCAUGGCGAUUCCAUGAACUCCGACGAUCUUGUCCCGCCGGGAACCACAGGCAUGGAGCAGGAUACAUCUUCACUGACCGUGCCCAGAGUAGUCAAACUGUCCAAGAAAGGCAUCGAAAAUGCCAAGAAGAGACUACGGGCGUUCUCCAUUCAAAAGAAGACGCCAAUCACGCCUAUUGUAGUACCAAAACCCGUUAACACUGGAAACCAAAUCCAAGGCACUACAGUGUUGAUCGGCAAGCUGAGCAGUGUCCGAACCACCCCGAAGCCAGACGUGGAGCCCGACAAGAAGCCGCCCAGGCCGCCCAAGCCCGGGGCCAGUAAGAAAAAUUUUCAAGACUCAUACACGGAGUUGCAAAAGCGCACCCUCUCGGAAAUCGAGGAUAUGAAGCGGAAAAUGGAGCUGGUGGAACUGGGCAUCCCGUUGGGGCUGAUAUGCCCCAGCUCGACCAGCGAGAAGGCCAUGCCUACGAAAGCCAUGCCCCCCAUUAAGACAUUCUUAGACGAAACAAAAGUGGAUGAGCUCAUACGUGAGGCUAAAAAGGCGAAGGCUGCUGGCAAAGAUUUCAAAUUCGACUACCAGAAACUUCUGCCUGACUACGACAAUCCGUUUCAAAGAAAAAAAGAUGAAUUCGUGCCGAAUGAAAAAGAGAAAAUCGAGGACGACCGCGCUUCCUCCUCAAGCAAGAAUAUAUCAGAUAGAGACAAGAAAGAUUCUGAAUCCAGUUACAAACCCAGGACAUCUGAUAAGUAUGAACGAAGGCACUCUGACUACAGAAAAGAUGACCGGAAAGAUAGAUACAAAGAUAAGAGUAAAGAAAGAGACAGGGAGAGGGAUAGAGAAAGGGACAGAGAUAAAGAUAGGGAUAAGAGUAAGGACAAAGAAAAGGAAAAGGACAAAGAUAAAAAGGACGCAGAUCGUGAAGUGAAAAAAGAUGAUAAAGUUCCUAAAGAGACAGAUGUGAAUCUAAAUGAUUAUUUAGUCUGUGAUACUUGGUCUUUAGAUAAUGAGGAUAAGUCUAUUUCUAGUCCCAAGGUUGACCCUACGAGGUACUCGAUGAUGAGGGCUAAGCAGGCAGCAGAUUUGCUGAAAGCAAGCCUUAUGAAUAGGGACAGGUGUUCAGAAAGUCCCAGCGGUAAACCGGCGAAGUUAGAGAAACUGCAACCAGUGAUGGAUUCUUUCGAAUACGAAAUUGACCCGACCGAAGACGAAGCGUUAGACAUGUUUGACGAAGAUUCGGUGCUGGAAAAGUUUAAUAAACCGACGAUAGUUAAGGACGACCCGUUCGAUUCUCCGAUAGAUCUGAAACUGUUUGAUUAUGACCAAGAUUUGACUAAGGAAGGUGUGAUAGACGCGAAUGACGAUAAUUUCUUGGAAUCUGUUAUUAACGAGAUCAAGCAAGAGAACAUGAGUGAUGAAACUAGUCAGGACAAGGGUUUGGUUGAAUACGAUUCUCCCAAAGACGAUUACGAUGAUAAUUCCAAAAACGACGCGAGUUUGGGCUCAGUUACACCUGAAUUGGAUGACAGGAUGCGAGACUUGCAAUCGAGCCAGCGUAGCAACUACUCAGACGGUUACAGGUCUACCGAAAGCGGUUACAAGUCUACCGAAAGCGGUUACAAGUCAACUGAGAGUGGUUACAAGUCAACAGAGAGUGGUUACAAGUCGACAGAACCUAGUUACAAGUUGACAGAACAUGGUUACAAGUCAAAGGAUCGGUAUAGGCCGAGCACUCGGCAAGCGGACAACUACCGUCUUUCGGUGGAGAAGGAAUUGGACGAUUCGUUGGAAGCCAACAAUAUGUCGAAGAGCACCGUGGAUUCACUGGAGACGUGGAGCUUCGUGCUCAAGAUAUGCCAGCCGUUGCUGUUCAGGCACGACAGGAAUAAAUGUUACAAGGAGACGCACAGCCACCCCAAGAUCUGGUUCGCGGAGAACCCCAAAGGCUGCAGCUGCGUCAAGGACCGCUCCGUGGUCUACGAGGAGCUGGAAAUGUGCAAGAUGGCGCUUGUAGACCGUGUCUAUGGCUGCGACCAGAUCCCCGACGAAGCCCCGCUAAAGGCCCGGGCUUGGUACCCGCGCGGGGCGUUCUGCGGCCCCGCCCCCGCGCCCGCCUCCGACUGGGAGGAUGAGGAGCGGCCCCCGCCCCCGCCAGGGUCGCUGACCCCGCAGCAUACCGAGGAAAUAUACCUGGAUAGGGAGUAUCAGAGGUUCAUGCAAGCCGUCUGGCCGGACGUGUCCGAGCCCAAGGACACUUCUCGCAGCACCACGCCCAUCCGCCAGGUCGCCAGAAAGAAGAAGAAGCCAGAAGAAACUGAGAAAGAAGAAGAUAAGAAGAAAGCAAAGAAGGUCAAGCUUAGCAGCGAGGGGUGGAGCCAGGAGUCCGAUGUGGAAGAAGAGAGUGAGAAACACAGCAAGAAGUUAAAAACAGAAAAAGAGAAGUCACGCAAGAGGAAGCACUCGGUGUCGAGCGAGACCACGCCCACCGAAAGCGAUGAUAGCAAGAAGAAGAAAAAGCUAAAAAAGAAGGGUAGUAAGAAACUAAAGGCUAAGUUGGCAAAGAAGCGUCGCAUGGACAAGAAGAUGAAGAAACGCCUGAAAGACAAACAGAAGAAGAAGAAGAAAACACCGAAGGUCGAGGAGAUCAGUGACGACUCUGGAGAUGAAAAAGAAAAGAAAAAGAAAAUCAAAAAGAAAAAGCAACUAAAACUUAAGAAAAUCCAAAAGAAGAAGAAAGUGCAAGUGAAAUCAUCCAGCAGUUCGUCAUCAAGCAGUAGCAGCUCUGACAGCGAGUCCGAAGAAGAAAGAAAGAGGAAACAGAAGAAGAAAGAACUAGCCGCUAAAAAGAAGAAAGAUAAAAAAAAGAAACGUAAACAAUCUUCAGAGAGCGACGAGCUUUUCGACGUUAAUGUACUUAACAACAUAAAGACAGAAAGAUUGAGCGACGAUGAGUUCUCUCCAAGACGGCAGAAGCCAAGAGAAAUUAUUAACGUGAAAGAACUACAAAAAGAUUUUGUAGGUAGUAACAUACAUAUAAAGCAGGAGAAAGUGGAGUCCCCUGUAGCAUCACCUAAAGAAGCAGUUAGUCCGCCGAUAGUAGAUAUUAAAGAAGAGAGCUGUGAGGUGCUGCAAGACCAAUCUACGCCGCCUGAGAAGGUGGAGACUAAAGUAGAAGUAGUGGAACCAGUGAAGGAACCGACCCCUGAGCCAGUCCAAGAAAUUGAAUCGCCGAAUAAUAAUAUGCUAGAGGAAUCUCACUCCAUACCCCUCCCCGACGAUCCAAUCACAACUACCAAUUUGGAAGAUAUUGCUCUUCCAUCUGAAGACAACAGAACAGAACAGAAAGCAGAGCCCUCUCAAACGUAUUACGAAGUUAAAACCGAUCAGGCUGACGUCUAUCAAAAGCAGGGCGAGAUAUAUGAGAAACAUGGGGACACUUAUCAGAAACAGGGGGAUAUUUAUCAGAAGGAGGGGGACCUCUAUCAGAAAUACGGGGAUCUGUACCAGAAGCAAGGGGACGCAUACCAGAAGCAAGGGGACGCCUAUCAGAAACAAGGGGACACCUAUCAGAAACAAGGGGACAAUUACCAAAAACAAGGGGACACCUAUCAGAAGCAAGAUUCUUAUUCGAAACAGACUGAAUCGUAUACGAAACAGGGUGAUGUUUAUCAGAAGCAAAGCGACAGCUAUCAGAAACAGGGCGAUCAGUACCAGAAGCAAGGGGACGUGUAUCAGAAAGAUUUAGAAGUGGAGGGGGAAGAGAAGUUUGCCGACAGCUAUGAGAUGUUGGAGCAGAUGGCGAUGGCGUAUCAGAGCGAUGUUGCUAAUCAGCACCUAUCAGGAACAGUAUCCAUAGACCCGGCGUUGGAUUCGCCGCAAUCGCAACGCAUCGAGACGGUGGUCCGGCGGCGCGGCGAGAUCAAGUGCGACUGGCGCGCCGGGGACACGCCUGCCGCCCAGCAGACGCAGCAGCGGCCUUCGCGGUGGGGUCUGAAGCCGGGAGAAGUGAACAUAGUCCUGACAGGAGGGCCGGCAAGCGAGCCCGCCGUGGCUUAUCCCAUCCGCAGCGUGCUGGAGCGCGGGCCCUACGAGAUACAGACCCUCGCCAAUAGGCAGGACCACCAGAACAUCGGGUACGAUGAAGCAUACAUGGACAUGUUCGGCUCUUCCGACCGCAUGCAGUACGGUGACUGCUUUGCCACGGAAACCCCUGCGCCGCGUCUGUCAUCCCUGGAUGAAAGAAUCAACCGGGCACUCAGGGAAACCAAUCUUGGUGAAGUGACGAAAGAGACAGAUGAUGUGGAAACAGACAAAGAUACCCCAGAAAAGGGGAUCCUGGUUACCAAGUCGUUAUGCGUGGAGCCUUCUCGCAGCGCCAAGCGAGUCAGUUUCGCCGACGGGUACAAGCCUGGACAGGACUCGGACACAGAGGAGCCUCCCGUUAAGAAGCGCAAGAAGGCCCGUCGCACCGGCUGCGCGUGGCCGUGUCCCGCGACGCACCCGGACCACGUGCCGCUGUGGGACGCGCUGCCGCCGCCGCCGCCGCCCGCGUCCCCGCCGCCGCCGCCCGCCGCCCCGCCGCCGCUGCACCUGCUGCGCCGCCCGCCCGCCCAGCCGCUGCUGCAACCGCCCGCCCAUGGGCUCAAGAUGGCAUCUCUUUGGCCGUGUCCCGCCACGCACCCGGACCACGUGCCGCUGUGGGACGCGCUGCCGCCGCCGCCGCCGCCCGCGUCCCCGCCGCCGCCGCCCGCCGCCCCGCCGCCGCUGCACCUGCUGCGCCGCCCGCCCGCCCAGCCGCUGCUGCAACCGCCCGCCCACGGGCUCAAGAUGGCGGCGGGAUAUGCCGCCUCCCACUCUAGUGAGUCUAGUCCCGCGCCGCUGUGGGACGCGCUGCCGCCGCCGCCGCCGCCCGCGUCCCCGCCGCCGCCGCCCGCCGCCCCGCCGCCGCUGCACCUGCUGCGCCGCCCGCCCGCCCAGCCGCUGCUGCAACCGCCCGCCCAUGGGCUCAAGAUGGGUGAGUCGCACUAG